Messenger RNA from Lingula anatina, 3156 nucleotides. Its product is annotated as xylulose kinase. Gene Ontology annotation, biological process: phosphorylation; D-xylose metabolic process; xylulose metabolic process. The record is from RefSeq and is a predicted model, not a curated record. Lineage: Eukaryota; Metazoa; Brachiopoda; Lingulata; Lingulida; Lingulidae. Gene Ontology annotation, cellular component: cytosol. Gene Ontology annotation, molecular function: D-xylulokinase activity.
UGUGACCUACAUUUAGUCAACAUGUCGAGUCCAAAAACGAAGAGGACCUUUUUAGGCUUCGAUUUCAGCACACAGCAGGUUAAGGCAAUGGUUAUUGAUGAUGCCCUGAAAGUGGUUUAUGAAACACAUAUCAAAUUUGACACUGACUUGCCAGAGUUCAGAACUCAUGGUGGGGUCCAUGUGACAGAGGACAAUGUGACAGUCACUGCACCCACGAUUAUGUGGGUUAAGACAUUAGACAUGCUGCUAGAGAAGAUGAAAAAAGAUGGAGUUGACUUCUCUACAGUUGCUGCCCUGUCUGGAUCUGGACAGCAACAUGGCAGUGUUUAUUGGAAGACGGGAGCAAGACGGGUUCUAUCUACACUACAGCCAAACCACACCCUAGCAGAACAGUUAAAGGAUUGUUUCAGUAUACCUGAUUCGCCUGUAUGGAUGGAUAGUAGCACUACUGAGCAGUGUCGACAGUUGGAAAAAGCACUAGGUGGACCACAGGCUUUAGCAGAUUUGACUGGUGCAAAAGCAUUUGAGCGAUACACAGGGAACCAGAUUGCCAAAAUAUACCAAACCAACCGAGGAGGCUAUGAUAACACUGAGAGAAUUUCCCUUGUGAGCAGUUUUGGAGCUUGUCUGUUUCUUGGUGAUUACGCCCCCAUUGACAGCAGUGAUGGCUCUGGCAUGAACUUGAUGAAUAUAAGAACAAGAGUCUGGGAUCCUGACUGUUUAAAAAUCUGUGGAGGUGAAACUUUGGAGAAGAAACUAGGGCAGAUUGUUCCAUCACUUACCAAUGUGGGUCCCAUUUCCAGCUACUUUGUGGACAGAUAUGGCUUCUCCCCUGACUGCAGAGUUAUUGUAUUUACUGGGGAUAAUCCAGCAUCCCUGGCUGGAAUGACCUUGACCCAAGGAGCCAUUGGGGUCACCCUGGGUACCAGUGACUGUGUCUUUCUGUGGCUUGUAGAACCUAAGCCGAACACUCAGGGUGUCAUCUUCUCCAACCCAGUACAAACCAGUGACUACAUGGCACUUUUAUGCUUUAAAAAUGGCUCCUUAACGAGAGAGGGAAUCCGAGACAAGUGUGCUGAUGGAUCUUGGGAAAAGUUUGACCAACUUCUUGAACUGACACCAAAGGGAAAUAAUGGCAAUAUUGGUAUGUACUUUGAUGUUCAGGAGAUUACUCCCUCCAUAUCAGGGGUACAUAGAUUCACAGCAGACAAUCAGAAGGUUUCUUCAUUCUCUGAUGCAAUAGAAGUGAGAGCUGUGCUAGAAGGGCAGUUUUUAUCCAGAAGAACCCAUGCUGAGAAUUUGGGGUUUGCUCUAGGACCUAGUUCCAAAAUCCUGGCAACAGGAGGCGCUUCAGUCAACAAAUCUUUUCUGCAGGUGAUAGCAGAUGUGUUUGCAUCUCCAGUCUAUACACUGGAUGUGGCCAAUUCAACUUGCCUUGGUGCUGCUUAUAUGGCUAAGCAUGGCUGGCUAGGUGGGGACAAAGUGGUCAGUUUUGACGAGGUGGUCAAGGGGGCUCUGGACUAUGUCCUUGCAGCAGAGCCAGACACAAGUGUCACAGAGAUGUAUAACACAAUGGCUGAUAGAUACAGAAGAUUGGAACAACAGAUUGCAAAGGAACAGGGAGCAGACUACUAAAGUCACUGACAGCAGGACCCAUUUCACAACAAAAACCUCGUCUUUCACUGGAAUUAAUUUGGUCCAGGUUAAUUCUGUAAUAAUUCGCUAAUAAUGCCUUUUGUUUUUGGUCAAUAUCCUCAUUUUAGGAGACAGUUUUUAUUUAUCCCAAACAAGCUCAAAUUUUCUGUUUUUUAGUUCAUACCAGCUUAUGGCUAUUUUUUUUCUUUAUGUGUGCAUGUGUCUAAUGACAUUUCAACUUUAUUGGAAGUGCUUUAUACCAAAUAUAACACUUCGUGGUGUCAUUACUGAAAUGGUGUCCAAACUAGGCGGUCUCUUUUGGACCGCAGAUAAUUAUGUUGAAACAUUGAGAUAAAAUAUCUGACUAUUGAUAUGAUACAGUUAUCUCUGGAUAAGGAAGAGAGUGCAUUUAUUACAUUAUAUUAUAUGUUCAUAAUAUUUUAAUUGUUAAUUGAAAGUAUUACAGUAGGCCAUAUUCAAGGGGAAAAACAAUUUAAAAAAUGCACUCCAUAUAUAUAUAUAUGAAACUGCUAAUUGCACUUCCAUGUUGAUUUCUAUUGAGAUGUGUCUAGAAAUAUUUAUGUGGCAAUAACCUAUUACUGACCCAUCAAGACAGAUAUUAAGUAAUUUGGUAGAAGACAUUUUUCUUUUUACAGGGAAAACUGACAUUAAGUCAAUGUUGGUUACUAUGAUGUAAAGGCUCUCAUAUGAGAAAGAGGUUACUGGAAACCAUUUUUUAUGAAUUUAAACACUGCCAUAGGGAAAAAUAUUAGAUGUUAGAUGCUAAAUUAACUUACUGACACAAGAUCAAAUAUAUUGUUAUAAUUAUAUUAUCAUAUGCUUAUAAACAAGAUCAAUGGUCUAUUUUCAAUGAUGUAUUUUUAGAUGUAAGAUGUCAUAUGAUACACAUUUCUGACAUACGCUCCUAAAGUUAUGUCAGAAGGAUAUUAAUCAGGGACUAAUUAACUUUGGUUUUGAUUACACUUACAAUAAGGAGCAAAACUAUAUGUAUAUAUUUAUAUAAUUGAGCUUUUUUAAACAUUUCAGUAAUUUAUCUUUUUGUGAAAGGAUUAUGUAUCAAACAAUUCAGAUUUACAAUAGUAGUUUCAUUUCCGCAAUUCAACUUGAUAUGAUUUAAAUGUAUGCCAUUGUGAUUACCAAAAAUAUUGAAUUAUAAAUGAUGUCAAUAAAUUUAGUUCAUUUUGCAGGCUGUGUGCAACAGCAUGCCAUGUAAUACUCUGUCAAAGUAAACUGCAAAUGCAAUAUUCAUAUCAGUUAAUUUCAUUUCUUUAAUGACCAAGCUUUGCUUUCAACGUGUUAAACCUAAUCUCUCAUACUUUGCCCCCUUCCUAUAGGGAUUUCCCCUUCCAUUGGGAUUUUGAAUUGAAAUGGAUAUGACAGAGAAAAAGUAGUUACAACUCAAUUCAAAUCUGAUCCCAAAACUUUUAACUUAAAUUUCUUAGUGUGUCUUUACAUAAAGUGCUUGUCCGUCAAUUCUUGUAUACCACGACUAUACAAGGC